GGCCCCCGGUGUGGGAGUACAGGCACAUGCCACAUAUCAAGCUUGCCGGCGGUCGGGGUGGAUGUCUUUUUAAUGACUUUGGAUCACCGCUCUGAAGUCAUCAUGAUCAUUAAGUUCAAGCUGCUUGCUGCAGCUCCGACUGACUGACUGACUACACCCAUCCACACUUAUUGAUACCCCUGCCUUGAUUGUCAGACAUAAGUCUUAUAGGCAGCUACAGAUUUACCCUUACACACACAAGACAAGACAAAACAAGGACAAAACACCCGAAAAUGCUCUCCCCUCUCCUCCUCCUCCCCCUUUUAUUCCCCCCCACCCACGCCGGCGGCAUAAACUGGGACGUGUACGAGUACGGCGUAGCCCCCUCCUUCCACUGGUCGCGGCCCUUCCCGGACGACGGAACCGAACCAGGCGGGUUCCACGUGCACUGCCGCGCCUCACAAACCUUCCGCGCCAAGCUCUUCAAGCUGAAAGACCUGCCCGAGCCCUGGCCGACGGGGCUUGCGCCCUGGCAGGGGGAGAUUGAUGGCUGGCUGGGCUUGUCGAGUGGAAGGCGGGAGUACAUGGGUAGUUGGGACGGGGUGGAUCAUAAGGGAGAGGAUAGGGAGAUUGUGGUUAUGGAUUGGGCGGAGGUGCCGGAGGGGGUGAGGGGUUGGAUUGCAGAGCAACGGCAGGAGGAACAGCAAGGCGGGGAUGAGGGUAAUGGGAGGAAGGAGAAUGAGAAGAGGUGGUGGUUUGGCGUGUUUGAGAAGAAGCCUAGAAAGGAGGAAGGGGAGAAGGUGGGUGGGACAGUCGGGGCUGCGGGAUCGAGUGCGAGUGCGAGUGUCUCCGAGCAAGGGGUGGAAGCUGAAGCUCAAGAAAAGAGGGAGAUCAAGGAUGGGGAUAGGAUCGUUGUGUUCCCCGCCGGCGCGGCGUACGAGAUCCUGCCGCUUUGGGUGGCCAAGGGGAGCGGCUGUGAGCGCGACUUCAACAACCUGGCCAAGUACAAGCCCCAGGCCAUCGACCACGCGGUGGUGGCAUGGGUCGUCGACCACACCAAGCCGCACCGCGACCUGGGCAAGCGCGACAUGACCUUCACCGUCGAGGCGAUGUCGGUGACGGAAAGCGAGGAGGGCAGACACGCCCGUCUGAUGUGGGAGAAGCUGCACCGGACGAUCAAGAGGAACGAGCGGCGCCAGCAGCGGGAAGAGAGGCUGAAGGCUAGAAGGGAGAUGGAGGAGGGGCGAGUACGGGAUGAGCUGUAG
Molecule: messenger RNA, 1244 nt
Organism: Chaetomium strumarium
Lineage: Eukaryota; Fungi; Ascomycota; Sordariomycetes; Sordariales; Chaetomiaceae
Exons: 2
Coding region: 273-1244 (323 amino acids)
Source: RefSeq, a predicted model, not a curated record